Molecule: messenger RNA, 2948 nt
Organism: Labeo rohita (rohu)
Lineage: Eukaryota; Metazoa; Chordata; Actinopteri; Cypriniformes; Cyprinidae
Exons: 19
Coding region: 90-1877 (595 amino acids)
Source: RefSeq, a predicted model, not a curated record
AAGCAGUUAUACUUCCUAUCUUUAGUCAGUCUUCUUGUGGUGUCUUCUGAAAAAGAAGAAAAAGAAAUACAGCACAAUUGGAAGUAACAAUGAAGACAAUCAAUUUCAUGCAUGUUUUCUCUCUCUUCGCUCUUCUCUCAGCAGGGCUGUGUGAGAGACACCAUGAAGAUUACAAGCUGAAAAUGGAUGAGGCAUUGCUCAUAUUCCAUAGUGAACUUCCAUACAUCGUUAGUGUUGACUACACCUCAGAUUACUGCUAUAAGUGUCUUUAUCAGCCCCUUGCCAGAGUUGGGAAUGGGCAGAACAAUAUUUCUGUGGUGGUGAGCACACAAUUCACACUGACUCUAAAAAUCGCACGUGUGGAUGGAAAAGACACUCUGUGCAAUCUGAGUCAGACAUUUGAGGAAGCUGGCCAUUAUUCUCUCUGGAUGACACAGUCCGGACCGGUGAAUGAUGUAAAAUGUUCUCUCACCGUGGAUAGGAGUCAGAAUAACGUGUACCUGCCGCUGUUGGCGGCAUUCUUGAUUCUGGCUUCUAUCGCUGUAUUUUGGGCCUCUUUGCCUUAUAUACUCAGAUGGAGCUUUCUGCAGAGGCUAAAAAAUCAUAUCAGCUGCCGCGGGUCUCAAAACUCCAUAGACAUGGAUGAGGCAAAUGAACAUUCUGUGGACAAAAGCAAAUCAAAGUCAUCAAGGCUGAAGUCACUGGACACAUUUCGAGGUUUCUCCCUGACAGUUAUGGUAUUUGUGAACUACGGUGGAGGUGGUUACUGGUUUUUUCAUCAUGCACCGUGGAAUGGUCUCACAGUAGCUGAUCUUGUGAUGCCUUGGUUUGUGUUCAUCAUAGGUACUUCUGUAGUGCUAGCAUUCACCUCGAUGCAUAGGAAAGGUGUUUCACGGCUGCAGCUCCUUCGCAAGACUACGUGGCGAACCAUUGUCCUGAUGCUCAUCGGGUUCUGCUUCAUGAACUACAGCCCAAAAGAUGGAUAUUUAUCCUGGUCCUGGCUACGGAUACCCGGAGUGCUUCAGCGUUUGGGUUUCACCUAUUUUGUCCUCGCAAUGAUGCAGACUUUCUCUCCCCACAGAGACAUCCCCUUGAGGAUUCAUUACUGGUGGACCCUCAUUCAAGAUUUGGUUUUAUACUGGCCAGAGUGGAUCUUCAUUGUGUUGCUGGAGACCAUCUGGUUGUGUCUCACUUUCUAUCUGCCUGUUCCAAACUGCCCCACUGGUUAUUUAGGAGCUGGUGGUAUUGGAGAUGAUGGUUUAUACCCCAACUGCACAGGAGGAGCAGCCGCAUAUAUAGACAGAUGGUUAUUUGGGGACAAAAUCUUCUGGCAUCCAACAUGCAAGGUCUUGUAUCAUACAACUGAGCCUUUCGACCCAGAGGGUGUUCUGGGAACAAUUAAUUCCAUAGUCAUGGGGUUUUUAGGCAUGCAGGCUGGAAAGAUUCUUCUGUUUUAUCGUAAAAUGAAUAAACAUAUCCUGGCACGAUUCCUAAUUUGGGCCCUCAUCCUGGGAAUCUCCGCAGCCAUCCUUUCUAAGUGCACAAGAGACGAAGGAUUUAUACCUGUCAAUAAAAACCUUUGGUCCCUGUCAUUUGUUACCUGCAUGGGCUGCAUGUCCUUUGUGCUGCUGGGUGUGAUGUAUUUCGUUAUAGACGUUAAGGAAUGGUGGGGCGGCCAACCUUUCAUUUAUCCUGGGAUGAACUCCAUAUUUGUCUAUGUUGGACACUCUCUGCUGGGAUUUUACUUUCCUUUCAGCUGGGAGAUGCGUUUUCAGGACAGUCACUGGGAACAGCUUUUCCAGAAUAUGUGGGGUACUGCACUUUGGCUCUUCAUUGCCUAUCUGCUCUACCGCAAACAAUUUUUUCUCAAAAUCUGAUGGUGCUGGUGUUUUUUUGUCUCAUAAAAGUUCUUAUUUUUCUCAUUAGUUUAUAGUAUAGGCUAAAAUGUAUGCAAAAUCAUUUGAUAUUUAUAUUUUCGUGAGUGGUGAAUGUCUUUCUUCAUGUCUGUAACACUGAAUUUGGUGUAUUCCUAUGUUCAAUUAGUUAAUAGGCAUACGAACCGAGACUAGAGAUCAGAUUUACUGUCUUCCAUGGACACCUGCAGUGUUUUAUUUGAUGUCAGUUGUGUUAAGACCUGAACGUAGUGAUUAAAUCAAAUUCGCUGAAGUGGUACUUAACAAAUUAGAACAAGCGAUUCCACCACUUGAGGGGUAGCCAUUAUAUAUCGGUUGCCAUGGUCACCCCCCCUUGGUGCUGUGAGACAGAGAGUGGGUACCAUCUGCUCUUCAACUGACAGCCCUUUAAUAGGGGUCAAGCUGGACGGCACACUGAGGAGUGUUUCUGGGGCCAGCACUUUUCAUGCUCACACUAAUGCAAAAUCAGGGGAAUUACACCAGCAGAUCUCAUGCACAUACGGAAAUUGCUUUGUAACACAAAAAACCCUGAUGUUUUCUGUCAAGUCAUAUUCAUGAGAUAGAAUAAAGUCACAGGCACUAAUCUCUGGAGGCUCUGCGGCAGUGGAUCUCAACUGGUUUGCAUCAAGAUCUUAAUUUUAGUGGAAAACCAAGAUUUGUUAAUAGGAAUAUGUGGAAAAUUCCCAAAAGAAUUCCCCUGGUGUCUUAAAGGGAUAAACCACCAUAAAAUUAAAAUUCUGUCAUCAUGUUCUCGUCCUCAUGCCCUUCCAAACUUGCAUGACUUUGAUGUAUGUCCCAGACAAAUGGUGUCCUGUCCUCAGGACGCUCUCUCUUCUUAUGCUUAUUAUGAUUGUUCAGUCCCCAUCUUUGCUAAGAAUACACUUCUGUUGCUAAGCAGAUAAUAUUACAUUUUAUUGUUAGUGCUUUCCUGAUCAUUUACUCAUCCCCAUGUCAUCCAAGAUGUUCAAUUCUGUCUAUCUGUCUGUUUGUUCAAUCUUCAAUAGAAAAGAAAUUACAGUUUUUAAGAAAAACAUU